Molecule: messenger RNA, 1050 nt
Organism: Oreochromis aureus
Lineage: Eukaryota; Metazoa; Chordata; Actinopteri; Cichliformes; Cichlidae
Exons: 6
Coding region: 1-966 (321 amino acids)
Biological process (GO): cell surface receptor signaling pathway
Molecular function (GO): transmembrane signaling receptor activity
Source: RefSeq, a predicted model, not a curated record
AUGAAGCUGAAAGCGUCUCUGCUGCUCAGGCUUCAGACUCUCAGUUAUCACUCAGACAUGAAGACUGCGUCCGUCUGUCUGCUCCGGGGCGUGUGUGUGCUGCUGCUGUCUGCACUGACUGUUUCUGCAGUCUAUCUGUCUGCCAGUCCAAACUUUCAGCAGUUCUUCAGUGGACCCACAUCUGUGUCUUUGGGCUGCGUUGAUGAUGACGAUGGACAGGAAGUUGACGGAUGGACGGUGAGGAGGACCAGAGGAGGACUCACUGAGGACUGUGGAGCAGCUGAAGACUUUGUGAUGAUUGACAGUUUGUGUCUUCUGGAUCGUAACUCGUCCUACAGUGGAAACUUCUGGUGUGAAAGCUUAUCUGGAGAGAAAAGUGAUGAAGUUACCAUCAGCGUGUCCAGUACAGAAAAAAAAGGUGUGAUCUUGGAGAUCCCUGUACUUCCUGUGAGACCAGGAACUGGUGUCAUUCUACAAUGCAAGAAGAAGAACGGUGACACAGUUCCAUCUUAUUUCUUCAUGAAUGGACGCCUCGUUGGACCUGGAUCUACAUCGGAGUACAACAUCAGAAGAGCCCAGUACUCUGAUGAAGGUCUCUACUGGUGUGCUACUGAUACGUUUGGAGAAUCUCCUCAGAGCUUUCUGAGGGUCAGAGGGUCUCCUAUAACGUCUCUUAAAACAUCCGUCUCUUCUGAGACCAAUUCUUCCCUUUCCACUUUGCUUCUUCCAAACAAUUCUUCCUCCCCUCCUCCUCCUCCUCUUCCUUCUUCUCCCUCUGUGUCUUGGAUCAGAGUCAUCUGCCACCUGUUGGCCUUCUGCCCGUACUGCAUCUGCACCAUCCUGCUCCUGUCCAUCUGCUGCAGCAGGAGCUCAGGUAACAAACAUGCUGUCUCCAUGGAGACGCCCCUGCGUGACGCGGAGUAUGAUGACAUUGUUGCUGAUGUCACCACUGAGCAUGUCUUCUAAGCUGAUAGAUCCUCUGAGGAAUCUGAAAGUGUCCAAAGCUGUAAACUCUGUUCACUGAUCAAUCAAUAAGCUGUCAAAUUGAUU